AUGGACAACUUUGGCCGAUCCAUGCGUCUCGACAGCAACGUGACCACGCAGCGGCUGGCCGAGGUAGGGUUCGUUGACAUCAAAGAGGAGGUCAUCCGGAUUCCUUUCAACCCAUGGCCGACAGACACAUAUUCUCGGGACAUUGGCCGUUGGUUUAACUUGGUUAUGAAGCAGGGAUUCCAACCUUUGUGUCUGGCGCCCUUUGCGAGAGGACUCAACAAGUCGUUUUCCGAGAUUAACGACUUUGUUGAAGAGGUCAAGGCGGAGGCACAUCUUCACAGCGAGAAGACCACAGUGAGUCUCGCUCGUUUGCUUGUUUCUACCACCUUUCUCAAACCACUCGGGUACAACAAGAGCACCCCUGUGGGAUAACCCACCCGCUUACCUCGGCCUUGCUGCACCUUCGGUCGUACCCACAUUCAACCCGACAGGAGCGCCAGCGCCGGAGUAAUGCGAUAAAUGAACCACGUUCUCCCCUCCCAGUUGACCAUUCAAUGACGUGUGGCAUUCUAAAACAUUACAGGGGGGACAACCCAGCUUCCUCUUCCCAGACCUCCAGGUCGCGAGCCCGCCAGCACUAAGGCACAUGUUGGCCCACCCAUCUUACACCCGCCAGCAACCAGCAUUUUCACUCGGAAGCAGCUCUCUAACUCGCCGAUUCCGUAUGCACGUCGACUCACGGGGGUGGCACAUUUACGCACCGCCAUCCAUAUUACGACACACUACCGUGUAUAUAUAUCUAUACAUGAUCUGGCCUUUUGCGGCCAAUCCUUUCAGCUCUUUUCCUCGCCGACUUGACGAGCAGCAGUGCUUUUGGGAACCUUGUGCGAUUUCGAGGUGAAAAUGGCCAGCACUGCGUUCUUCUCCAACACUGCCCAGUCGCACGUUAUGGGACUCUACUCGCUUAUCUACUGAGCUUGACAUUGAUGGGAGUUGCCGAAUGGGUGGCUCGAAGGCCCACCAUUGGUUCAGAUUUGUCGAGGUGCUUCGAUCGGCCUCACAAGCGCUUUGUCUUUCCACUGUUCAGCGUUGCUUUCAGCCAAAGGCGUUUAGGGAGUUAUAGGGGAUAGGAAGGCAUAAUGGAGGGCUCGAGGAUGGAACAACAGGGGGUUGUGGUACGUGGCAGGUCGGGAUGUGUGGAACAUCCCAUGUCUGUUGGUUGGCUACAGAAUGGAUGUUUGCCAUGUAUCAUCGAAAGUCUGUUCGCUUUUCGUCACCCUUGGGGCAGCAGCGCGAUUGGAUGUCGCGUAUAUCCAGGUUACACAACAGACUUGAAGAAAAGCGGUUUGUUACUGUAGCGACUAUGGCAAGACUUACACCGAAUUCGCAAGCACUGGAGUCCAGGAGCCCUAUCCUUUACGUGAAGCAUGUCUGUCUAUCAUGGCCGACGCUCCUUGACAGCACCUAUCUAGCCAACUUCCAUAACCAUGAGAUGACCUGUUUUGCCCCAGCCACCCUCGAUGUUACUCUGCUAGUUGUUGACAAUCUGACAGGCAGAUACGAAGGGGACAUUGGCGAUCUCGACGACGGUGUUUGAGUAUGCACGACCCCCUCCUCGACGUCCAAUCGUCAUGGUUGGUGUUUGGAAAUGGUGGGUCGGCUCACACGCUCUUUGGUUGGUGGUUGGGCUUGUUGAACCCGACAGACUGGUUCCAGCGUUCUAUUACUGUGUAUUGCUGACUUGCCAAGAUCGGGUGAGAAGCUGAGGACGGUGAGGAUGGUGGGGGGAAGUCAACCAGCCCGGGACAAGUUGGAUGGUAUGCGAGUGUGGAAUAGGACGGCAAUUCAUGAUAGGACACGGCUUUUGUGAUGCAGCGGACGGGGGAGGGGGGAGAAGUGGGUCGAUGCCUGUGUACCACACACGCAUCUUCGUCCCCACACACACAGCCUGAAGGGACGGAGGAUGGGGGGGCGGGGUGGGAUAUACCCGGGCCAGUUAGGCGGGUGGUGAGAGUGAUGGUUAUCUAGAUAGAUGGUGAUUAGGUACGAAAGUUAUAUAUCGGGGUUGUCCAAAUUCCUGAUCUAACGGCCAAACAUAUAAACAACGCCCUGUCUGAACAAACCUUUCUCCACCUUUUCUCACUCAUUUUGUUUUCUCUUUUGUUUCCCAACGUCUCUCUCUCACUUUUCGCGCCCAAAUAUAGCCUAGCUUUGUCCUUGGUUGCUCAUCCGCAUGCUACCCGAUCUUUGCAUCUUUGACAGUGCGGAGAGGAAUACAGUUGACACCGUCUCCAAUUUUUGAGACGAGAUCAGAUAAUUUGGACAGCUCAUCAGCCAGACCAAACUAGAUCAGGCCGGGCAGCCGAGCCUAGUAAGCCCUGGGUUUUUCUUUUCUGGGAUCAUGUUACCAUCUGUGCCAGACAAAGUGUAGUUGUGAAGGAGGAGCCUGGAGGGGGGCAAUGUUAUUGGGUGUUCCUAAAAGGGUUAUAAGUUUCGAGGCGACUGGAGCUAGAGGGGUGGUUGAGAUUUUGGAGUUUGGAUAAGACAUUGCUGGGGGUGUCGCGUCGUUCUUGCGGGUUCAAUAGUCGUCGAAGCGCGCUUGAUUAGAAGGGUUUCCGGGAGAAAGGAAUAUCGCAAGGUCAGAUAAGGGGGAAGGAGAGAGAUCGGUACAGCCAAAAGAGGCAAGGCGAGAUCUGCGGAGCCAACUGCACUUGGGAUAUGUGAACGCUGCCGAGGUAGGUACGGAUGCUAGAUAGUUGAUCGUGAGAUGGCCUCAUAUAUACUCAGAAUCAAGAUCUCCGUACGCCUCGCUACCUUGACGUUCAUAAGUUCAACAUGUGUAUCCUGGUUACUUUCGACAAAAAUAACCGGACCUCUAAUUGCGUGGAGGAUAUGGGAUUUAACAAGCCUUGUGAUAUUUUAACCAGAGCGGUCGGUGGUGCAAGAUAUCUCUAUCAUGCAUGACUAGGCUCUCUCUCAAGAAAGUACCUAGCCAUAAAUCAACCAACUCUCCACGUUGUUGACAAAACCUCUGGGUCGCAGGGCGAGGAGGGCAUCAAAGUUCGGCUCUAUCAUAACAAAACAAGACAGCCACAGUCGAGACCACCAGGAGGAUGAUGGCUUCAACAAACGAACCACUGCUAGAAUUCAUUGUUUCUGCGUCACGAGGAAGGAGCAACCUGUCCUGGAUGGGACGAGCAACAACAUCACCUGCUCGCUCCUUCCCUAACCCUCCCCAUCGCUCCUUCCCUGUCGCUCCUUCCCUCCAUGGGAAUAUAAGUUCCGACUUUGAGAGAGCAAUCGCAGACCAGGACGUGCCUGGUGGGGGAGGCGAAGUGGCCCAGCGGUAUGAGGAGACGUCCAGAUUACCCUGACCCAUGAGGAACCGAAUAGGGAUUAAGCAGCGCUGUGGAUGGCUAAACCUGCGGGUUUGAGACCGGAGGCGGGCGCGAACUCUUUUGACCUUUUUUUUAUACUAAAAAGCCGAACUCUCGAUAUUGUUGAAAGCUUGAAAUUAAUUGGGGUGCAAUGAUGCCUGCUAAAAAGUCGCAAAAUGAUUAAACCUUUCCAUUAUCAUUGCCCAGAGCCCUGAUGCCCCUUCCAACCAUUCCGUCGCGUCGCCUGUAUCGUCGUCAACUGUCCUUUUUAUGAUUCCUGCUUGACCUCUGCAUCAUCAACCUGCCCUAUACCCUCACCACCAUCCUCACCACCAUCCGUUCCACUCCCCACCCCCUUCUCCUCCUCCCUCUCCCUCCUCCUCUUGACAACCCACUCCCCCAACUCCCCAAAAAUCUCCUCCUUCUCCCUCGGCUUCAACGUAGCCGCCAACCCACUAGUACUGCAAGCAACAAACACCCUCGCCCCAUUCCACUCCCCCAACCCCUCCACCUUUCCCAUAUCCUCCCCCCGCUCCUGCCACCCAUACCUAAACUCCUCCUUCUUGAUCCCCCUCCCAUGCCUCACCCUCCACACGCUCUCCCAAAUGCUCUUCCCAACAAUACACACCGCCUCCGGCUUAAACUCCCUGAUUUUCUCUUCCAGGACCGCAACGCCAGCAUCCAUCUCCUUCUUUGAAAGCUCUGCCCCGUUCCGUGUUGGUCGGGGGACAAUGUUGGUGAGCCCGAGGGAGAAGAGGGAGGGGAGGAGCCGGUCUUCUUGUGGCGCGCAGAGGCGGGGGGUGAUGCCGGAUGAGUGGAGCAGGCGCCAGAAGAGAUUUGUCGGGUGGGCGUAGGCGUGGCCGGUAGAGGAAGUUAGCAGGCCGGGAUUCAGGCCGACGAAGAGGAGGAUGAGGUUGGGAGCGAUGGCGUCUGGGAGGAGGGGGAGCGGGCCGGGUGGGGUGGGGAGGGGUUUGGGGCGUUUGCGUUUUGAAGGGGAGGAUAUUGAUGAUGGUGGU
Podospora bellae-mahoneyi is the source of this 4333-nucleotide messenger RNA. RefSeq lists its product as uncharacterized. The transcript is spliced from 3 exons. The record is from RefSeq and is a predicted model, not a curated record. The coding region runs from base 1 to 372 and encodes 123 amino acids. NCBI's taxonomy places the organism in Eukaryota, Fungi, Ascomycota, Sordariomycetes, Sordariales, Podosporaceae.